AUGGGGGUGUUGAUGUCCAAGCGGCAGACGGUAGAGCAGGUACAGGAGGUGAGCCUGGCUGCGUCUGUUUUCAAGGAUGGACUACGGGACAGGCCUUCCAUCCGGCGCACCGGUGAGCUUCCAGGGUCCCGCCGAGGCACUGGAGAGGGCUCUGUCCAGGAGGAGAAGGAAGCAGAGGCAAGUACCCCAGAGCUGCAAGAAGAGAGCAGUACCAAACGUGCAGCCUGGGAGAGGCUCCGAGCUGGGCGUGGAGCGGAGCCGGAGGAGUUUGAUAGGAGUAAUCGGUUCCCACCGCCGGCUUUCACCCGCCCCACCCGGAAGCUGGAUGAUGACAAGCCUCCUGAUACCUGCUUGGAGCCCAGAGAACUUGUUGUCAGCGAUGAGCUGUGUGACGUCUGUGAGGUCUGGACAGCUGAGAGCCUCUUCCCAUGCAGGAUCUGUACCAGGGUUUUCCACGAGGGCUGUCUGCGCCGCAUGGGCUACAUCCAAGGAGAUAGCGUGGCAGAGGUGACUGAGACAGCCCACGCAGAACCUGGCCGGAGCUGCCACUACUGUGAUAAUCUCAACUUGCUGCUAACUGAGGAGGAAAGGUACAGCCUCACAGAGACCUUUCAGCAGUGUCAAGUCAUUCCUGAUUGCUCCCUGACACUGGAGGACUUCCUGCGCUACCGCCACCAAGCAGCAAAGCGGGGGGACAGUAACAGGGCCCUAAGCGAGGAGCAAGAGGAACAGGCAGCCCGCCAGUUUGCAGCCCUGCACCCUGAACAUCGAGGACACAUAGAGUGGUCUGACUUCUUGUCCCAUAAGUCCCUCCUACUUCUGCAGCAAUUGCGUCCCCAGAACUCUCUGUUAAGGCUUCUGACAGUCAAGGAACGGGAACGAGCCCGGGCCACCUUCCUUCCCGCCCGGGGCAAUUGGAGUACUAUCAGUGAGGCAGAGUGCCGUGCAGCCCAGCACUCUUGGUUCUGCAAACGCCUUGCAGAGGCUCCUUCCUGCAGUGUCAGCAUCAGCCAUGCGGGUCCCAUAGCAGACAGCAGCCCAGCUAGCAGCAGCAGCAGCAAGAGUCAGGACAAGGCUCUGCUGCCCACAGAGCAGGAGUCCAGAUUUGUGGACUGGCCUACAUUCUUGCGGGAGAAUGUUGUCUACAUCUUGGCUGCUCGCCCCAACAGUGCAGCAAUUCAUCUGAAACCCCCAGGGUAGCAUGGAGCAGAGAAGCUCAGUUCGGGGACAAUGGUCUCCCUCCUCUUCUUUUUCUCUUUCCCUCUUUCCCCCAACAUCCUCUGGUACUGAGACUUGUGGGGAUGGAGCACUGCCAGCAUCUCAAAUUUGCCACUAAGCUUUAUGGAACUGAAAUCACGGCUC
Neogale vison (American mink) is the source of this 1362-nucleotide messenger RNA. RefSeq names its product PHD finger protein 24-like. The record is from RefSeq and is a predicted model, not a curated record. Lineage: Eukaryota; Metazoa; Chordata; Mammalia; Carnivora; Mustelidae.